UAGGGCUGCGGGUAGCGAGCGUGAGGCGAGCCUGGUGCGACUGUAGCGGGAGCCCAGCCGGGACUGUCGCGCGGGCGCCGCCGGCGAUGCCGCGCCCCCGGGCCAGGCUGUAGCGGGGCUGCGGCCGGAGCGCACGCGCCGGGCAGGCGGGCCAUGGAGGUGGUGGACGAGACCGAAGCGCUGCAGCGCUUCUUCGAAGGCCAUGACAUCAGCGGUGCCCUGGAGCCCUCCAAUAUAGACACCAGUAUCCUGGAGGAGUACAUUGGCAAGGAGGACGCCUCUGAUCUCUGUUUCCCUGACAUCUCUGCAUCAGCCAGCACAGCCUCCUUCCCCCACGGGCCACCAGCCAUACCCGGCUCCAGCGGGCUCCACCAUCUGAGCCCCCCUGGGAGUGGACCAUCCCCCGGGCGCCAUGGCCCCCUCCCACCCCCGACCUACGGCACCCCACUCAACUGCAGCAACAACGGCAUGGGCACCGCCCCCAAGCCCUUCCUGGGGGGCUCCGGGCCUCCCAUCAAGGCAGAGCCCAAGCCUCCCUAUGCCCCAGGCACACUGCCAGACUCGCCCCCAGACUCAGGCUCUGAGGCCUACUCCCCUCAGCAGGUGAAUGACCCCCAUCUUCUGCGCACCAUAACCCCGGAGACUCUGUGCCACGUGGGAGUUCCUUCCCGACUGGAGCACCCGCCCCCACCUCCAGCCCACUUGCCAGGCCCCCCCCCACCCCCGCCACCCCCACCUCACUACCCUGUCAUUCAGCGGGACCUCUACAUGAAGGCUGAGGCCCCUGUACCCUCCUAUGCUGCCAUGGGGCCGGGUCUGGUGCCCCCCGAACUCCACCACACCCAGCAGACUCAGGUGCUACACCAGCUGCUGCAGCAGCAUGGAGCUGAGCUCCCUCCACACCCCUCGAAGAAGAGGAAGCACUCCGAAUCACCCCCCAACACCCUCAAUGCCCAAAUGUUGAACGGAAUGAUCAAGCAGGAACCUGGGACUGUAACAGCCCUGCCCCCACACCCCACCAGAGCUCCAUCCCCACCAUGGCCUCCCCAGGGCCCACUCUCACCUGGCACCAGCUCCUUGCCCCUCAGCAUUGCCCGCGUCCAGACUCCACCUUGGCACCCACCAGGUGCACCCUCCCCAGGCCUCCUGCAGGACAGUGAUAGCCUCAGUGGCUCCUACCUGGACCCCAACUACCAGUCCAUCAAGUGGCAGCCGCAUCAGCAGAACAAGUGGGCAACCCUGUAUGACGCCAACUACAAGGAGCUGCCUAUGCUCACCUACCGCGUGGACGCCGACAAGGGCUUCAACUUUUCGGUGGGUGACGAUGCUUUUGUGUGCCAGAAGAAGAACCACUUCCAGGUGACCGUGUACAUCGGCAUGUUGGGUGAGCCCAAGUAUGUUAAGACGCCAGAAGGGCUCAAGCCGCUGGACUGCUUCUACCUGAAGCUGCAUGGAGUGAAGCUAGAGGCCCUGAACCAGUCUAUCAACAUUGAGCAGUCACAGUCAGACAGAAGCAAGAGGCCCUUCAACCCUGUCACGGUCAAUCUUCCCCCUGAGCAGGUCACAAAGGUGACCGUGGGGCGGCUCCAUUUCAGUGAGACCACUGCCAACAACAUGCGAAAGAAGGGCAAGCCCAACCCUGACCAGAGGUAUUUCAUGCUGGUGGUGGCCCUCCAGGCACACGCACAGAACCAGAACUACACACUGGCAGCCCAGAUCUCAGAGCGCAUCAUUGUGCGGGCCUCUAACCCAGGCCAAUUUGAGAGUGACAGUGACGUUCUGUGGCAACGGGCCCAGCUGCCAGACACCGUCUUCCACCAUGGCCGUGUGGGCAUCAACACAGACCGGCCGGAUGAGGCACUGGUUGUGCAUGGCAAUGUCAAGGUCAUGGGAUCUCUCAUGCACCCUUCAGAUCUGCGGGCCAAGGAGCACGUGCAGGAGGUGGACACCACUGAGCAGCUGAAACGGAUCUCGCGGAUGCGGCUGGUGCACUACAGAUAUAAGCCCGAGUUCGCUGCCAGCGCAGGCAUUGAGGCCACCGUACCAGAGACAGGUGUCAUCGCACAGGAAGUGAAGGAGAUCUUGCCUGAGGCUGUGAAGGACACAGGAGAUGUAGUCUUUGCCAACGGGAAAACCAUAGAGAACUUCCUGGUAGUGAACAAGGAGCGAAUCUUCAUGGAGAACGUGGGGGCUGUGAAGGAGCUGUGCAAACUGACAGACAACCUGGAGACUCGCAUUGAUGAGCUGGAGCGCUGGAGCCACAAGCUGGCCAAACUGCGUCGCCUUGACAGCCUCAAGUCAACUGGCAGCUCAGGCGCUUUCAGCCAUGCAGGGAGCCAGUUUAGCCGGGCAGGCAGUGUCCCCCACAAGAAGAGGCCCCCUAAGGUGGCCAGUAAGUCAUCUCCAGUGGUCCCAGACCAGGCCUGCAUCAGUCAGCGCUUCCUGCAGGGAACUAUCAUUGCUCUGGUGGUGGUCAUGGCCUUCAGCGUGGUGUCCAUGUCCACACUGUAUGUGCUGAGCCUGCGCUCCGAAGAGGACCUGGUGGAUGCUGAUGGCUCUCUUGCCGUGUCCACUUCCUGUCUCCUGGCCCUGCUCCGGCCCCAGCAUCCUGGGGGGAGUGAGGCCAUGUGCCCGUGCAGGUCCAGCCAGAGCUUUGGGACCACGCAGCUCCGACAGUCCUCUAUGACCACCAGCAUGCCAAGCACACAGCCCUCUUUGCUGCUGGUUACCAGUUCAGCCUCAGGCCCAGCUCUCCGUACCUUGGACCUGUGCUCCAGCCAGCCCUGCCCCGUCGUCUGCUGCUCCAUUCCCACCUCCAGUCCUGUUGCGGAUCCUAGCCUUGGCCCCACAGCUACCCCUGCUCCAAGCCCCAGCCCCAGCCCCAGCCCCAACCACUCAGGCCCCAGCCAGAUGGCCCCGCUGCCAGUCACCAACAUCAGAGCCAAAUCCUGGGGCAUUUCUGCUAAUGGCAUCGGCUAUUCCAAGCACUCCAAAAGCCUGGACCCUCUAGCCAGUCCUGUGGUCCCCUUUCCUGGCGGGCAGAGCAAGGGCAAGAACAUCCCCAGCUUCGGUCUCCACAGUCGUGCCCGCAGAGGAGCCCCUCAACCUAGCCCAAGUCCUGCCCCACUUGCUCAGACCCAGGGCCAGCUAGCCUCUCUUCUCACGGACCCAGUGCCAUCCCUGACCUCCAUCCAGCUGCUGGAGAACUCCAUGCCUAUUACUUCCCAGUAUUGUGUGCCAGAGGAUGCCUGCAGGCUUGGAAACUUCACCUACCACAUCCCUGUCAGCAGCAGCACCCCACUGCACCUCAGCCUGACCCUACAGAUGAAUUCCUCUGCCCCUGUGUCUGUGGUGUUGUGUAGCCUGACGUCAAAGGAGGAGCCCUGUGAGGAGGGGGGCUUUUUGCAGAGGCUUCACCCCCAUCAGGACACCCAGGGCACCUCUCAUCAGUGGCCAGUAACCAUCCUGUCCUUCCGUGAAUUCACAUACCACUUCCGGGUGGCAUUGCUGGGCCAGGCCAACUGCAGCUCAGAGGCUGUCAUCCAGCCGGCCACAGACUACUACUUCCACUUCUACCGCCUGUGUGACUGAGCUGUCUCCCGGGGCAGUGCCAUGGCCAGGAUCGGUUCCCCGGGCCCUCAACACUGGAUGCAAAUGUGUUACACUGGAACUUGCUGCAGGCCAGCUCUCUGCUCUUCACUGCCUCCCCUUGAUGGGGGAGACUGGAAAUCUUCACACUGGAGCUGCUGGGCAAGCUGGUCACCCUCACACAGCAUAGAGGGGGCUAGAGUGACCAGCAUCUGGGGCCUUCCUCCUGGCCACCUCCUUGGGGCAGCACAGGACCAAUUCAUGGCUGUCUAGAUAUGGUUGCUGGAGGGCUGGAUGUAGAGGCCCUGUAGGCACGGGGAAGAAGCUGCGGCCCUGACUGGUCCACUCCCACUCUCCUUGCCUUUCCUUAUGAGCUGUGGUGGAGAGAAGGCCCAUGGGGGUUGGACCCAGACCUGUAACACCUAGCUGGAUCCCAUGAGUCCAUGGAGAGCUGAUAACUCUCACCCUUUAUGCUGUUCCCAGGAGGGACAGCUUGGUAGUAGACUUUCUGGGGUUUGACUGUUACACUAGACCUGGAUUUCUAAGCUUUAAUGUGGUUGGUUCAGCAGAGUUCUCCCUGGGAGAGAUUAGCUCUUAAGAAUCCCUGAGGCAGUCAGGGCCAGCCCUGGAUGGCUGGAGAAGCUGACCUUAUGCCUUAAGUCGACUGGUGCCUGAUGGAGCCGCCCCCACAGACCUGAACCAGUGGGGCCCAUAGGUCAGGUAAGCCUUGGACCCCUGAACUUGGAGUAUUCUAGAAGGGGAGGUGCCCUCAUGAGCUCCCAAGAUCUGUGUUCCUGGGAGUUGCCCAAGCUCAUGAUGGAGUUAGUAACACGAUCAUUCUCUGAGCAGAGGGGCAGGAACCCCUGCAAGCAGUAGGCUGGUUUCCGCCGGAAGGUGGAUGCAGAUAACUUUUAUUAAUGAUGUAAUUACUAAAUGCACUUAAACCAGGGCAGCAAGGAGGAGGAAGGAGCUGGAAAGCUGAGUGGGCCUCAGCUUGGAGGGACACUAGUAGACAGGAAAACCCCGGCCCCCCCAGAUCAAAGUUCCUCUCUCCAGGCUUGGAUCCAUGCUCGGUGGGCCCCAUCUCCGCCUCUUCCACCCCCAGGAGAGGAGUGGUGGUCUGGGUUAAAAGAUUUUACUCAAGUGACAGCUUCAGCAUUUCUCAGCAGCACCUGCAGCAUUCCGGGGUCCCAUGCAGCUCCUGGAAGGAGUACUGCAGUCAUUCGGCCACGUGUCAUGGGGGUCAGCAAUGGGAAGGGAACGGCUCCUACCUUGUGGUAUUCUGGCCCUGUGGACACCUGGCCUUGCCUUUUCCAACCUCCCAUUCUCAGCUCUAAAUGGGAGGCCUUUCCAUAGGGGAGCUGAGUCCGAGAAGCCUUUGAACUGUGGGUCCUGCCGUGGAUCUCAAAGCACUUAUCCUCAGGACAGGGAAACAGCAGGGACACCUUGCCCCGAAGCGUUCUCCCCGACUUGGCUCCAUUCCUUCAUUCUACCAUAGGAAUCAUGGUUCCGCACAAGGGGCCAUGCCUGCCUUAAACCACUUUGUUCUGCCCUUCCACAGGGUAGCUCUUCCUGCAGUGCCUUAAGACUGUCCAGCCCCACUGCUUUCAGUAGCAUGCUGGAGCCCCUCACCAGAGGGGGGAGUGUUCUUGGACUGUGGCCCCUCAGUCCUUACUGGAAAGUGACCCUCCACUACCCCCUGGAGUCCAUCUGGACACAGCCAGCCUAGGCCCAUUGGCAGCUGCCUGUUUGCACACCUGGGGAGGGGUCCUCAGUGUGAGUUGGGGCCAAACUUGGGCUCCAAGCUGCUUGAGAGGGUCAACCUUGGACCAAAGUCGCCUUAAGCCCCAAGUAUAAAAGGGUUUGGGGAAGGUAAAAGGGCCACAGGUUGGAAGCUGACAGCCUGGCUGGUCCUCCCUUUCUCUCUCCCUUCUGGUGUGUUCCUAUAGCCACUGGGCUAAUCUCCCCCUUGCUUUAAGCUGUAUAUAGGGUCCCCCAGGACAGACCCCUGCCCAUGAUGUACCCCUUAGUGGCCUGUGUGUUCAUAGUGUCUCCCUUGCCGUUAACUCCCCAUCUUCUCCCUGAGCUCUGACUCCUAUUUAUCAUGUACUCACUCUGACUCUGAGGAAUGCAGAGGGAAGCCACUGGGCCUACUUGCUUCCUGUCCCGAAACCGCCUUUUCUUCUGAAGUAAAUAUACAUAUAUAAAUAAAUGUAUAAAUACUGCUUUGUAUCUGAA
Messenger RNA from Onychomys torridus (southern grasshopper mouse), 5826 nucleotides. It is a transcript of the gene Myrf, whose product is annotated as myelin regulatory factor. Gene Ontology annotation, molecular function: sequence-specific DNA binding; DNA-binding transcription factor activity. Gene Ontology annotation, biological process: positive regulation of DNA-templated transcription; central nervous system myelin maintenance; protein autoprocessing. The coding region runs from base 154 to 3591 and encodes 1145 amino acids. Gene Ontology annotation, cellular component: endoplasmic reticulum membrane; nucleus. Lineage: Eukaryota; Metazoa; Chordata; Mammalia; Rodentia; Cricetidae. The transcript has 27 exons. The record is from RefSeq and is a predicted model, not a curated record.